Messenger RNA from Anisakis simplex (herring worm), 219 nucleotides. Lineage: Eukaryota; Metazoa; Nematoda; Chromadorea; Rhabditida; Anisakidae. The record is from the annotation of a GenBank genome assembly.
GUAAUAGACGCGUGUGCAUCGUUGUUGAAAGAAAGCAACGAGGAGGUAUCUGAACUGGUAUUGCAUAAAGUAAUAUACGUAUUGGAUACGUUGUGUUGGAGUGAUGACGAACUGGAUAUUGACAAUAUCGCGGCGCAAUUGGUUUGUUUAGCAUUCGGUUAUUAUGCACUUAUUUUUGAUGAUAUUCUGGUGGAUGUGUUCAGAGAGGCUGAGCUAUAA